AUGGUUUCCGAAGUAGAGAGCAUAGUGCGUCAGAUUGUGAAAACCUCCCCUCCGGGCGACGACAGGACCAUCAUAGGUGAUGUCAAGGCCCUAUUGAACAAUGCAGACGCCGACAAGUUGAUUGCCGGCGUGUUGCGUGAAAACUACACGACGGAAUUGGCACAGGACGGGAAGAAGGGCGGUGAUGCAAAGCUUGUGAGACUAUCCAGCGGGCAGCACACCAUUGUGUCGAAGUACAACUUGAGCGGAAUAAAGUUUUUCGAUAUCCAGCAAGGAAUUGUGUUUGACUACGAUUUCAUCAAUGGUCGUGUCAUUGAUGUCGAAGAAAAGCUACCUUCCGGUGUUGAUGGGAAAGCUGUUGAGAAGUUGCAGGAACAAUUGGACGAUUACAUUGCUGCACACUACAACGAGUUGAGCCGCGGUAUGGUUAUUCCUGGCGCCAACGACAGCCUAACUGUCGUCAUUGUCGGAGAAAAGCUCAACGACUCGAAUUUCUACAACGGGAAGUGGGCUGCUGUCUACGAAUGGGAUGAGCAGAGUGGAAGGCUGUCUGCGGUUGUGAAGGUAAGGGUGCACUAUUAUGAAGAUGGUAACGUUGUCAUGAAUACGGCCAAGGAGGAAGACUUGGGCCAAAUCUCCGGCGUAGGAGCAGUCAUCGACAAGAUCGCUGAAUACGAAAAAAACUACGAGCUGAGUGUUUUGAAGAAGGUCAACGUUUUGAACGAACAGAAGUUCAAGAACUUGAGAAGAUUGAUGCCAAUUAGCAGAUCCAAAAUUCAAUGGGGUAGGGCUAUCGGUAACUACAAGCUCGGACAAGACGUAGCUGGUGGCAGACACUGA
Messenger RNA from Pichia membranifaciens NRRL Y-2026, 840 nucleotides. RefSeq lists its product as hypothetical. Bases 1 to 840 code for a protein of 279 amino acids. Gene Ontology annotation, molecular function: actin filament binding. Gene Ontology annotation, biological process: actin cytoskeleton organization; barbed-end actin filament capping. NCBI's taxonomy places the organism in Eukaryota, Fungi, Ascomycota, Pichiomycetes, Pichiales, Pichiaceae. Gene Ontology annotation, cellular component: F-actin capping protein complex; actin cortical patch. The record is from RefSeq and is a predicted model, not a curated record. The transcript has a single exon.